Molecule: messenger RNA, 2712 nt
Organism: Anopheles moucheti
Lineage: Eukaryota; Metazoa; Arthropoda; Insecta; Diptera; Culicidae
Product: mucin-2-like
Exons: 2
Coding region: 1-2712 (903 amino acids)
Cellular component (GO): extracellular region
Molecular function (GO): chitin binding
Source: RefSeq, a predicted model, not a curated record
AUGUGGCAGUGUGCUAUCGUGACGCUACUCGCGCUUAGUUUGCACGGUUACGCAAACGCGCAGAUUGCUGACUCUCGGUGCCCUCUGGUGGACAAUCCUCCGUUUCAUUUACCGCACGAGACAGACUGUACGCUGUUUUACACCUGCUCUUAUGGCAUGAAAUAUUUGAAGAGUUGCCCAGUUAAUCAACACUUCGGCUUUGCUAUACAACGGUGCGAUUAUCCUUUCUUUGCCGAAUGUAACCUCGGAGGUGGAUUACCGACUACUGUCCCACCUACUAUUCCAACGAUUCCCACCACCGUCCCAACGCUCCCCACCACCGUCCCAACGCUCCCCACCACCGCUCCAACACUGCCCACCACCGCUCCAACACUCCCCACCGCAGCUCCUACCGUCCCUACGGUAGCUCCAACCCCAGCACCUACACCUGCCCCUACGGUAGCACCAACCCCAGCACCAACCAUUCCAACGGCACCUACUCCAGGAGCUACUACUGCAACCACUGCAGCUACUACCGUAAAUACUGGGAUACCAACUGCUCCAACAAUUACAUCAGCUCCAACGGCACCACCAACGCUGCCAACGACUGCGCCAACAAUUCCAACGGCUCCAACGCCAGGUCCAACGAUCCCAACGGCUCCAACGCCAGGUCCAACCGAUACUGUACCGCCACUUCCAACGGAUGUUCCUACUGUUCCUACAGCUGCCACAGCAGAACCUCCCACUGCUCCCACCGCACCUGCCUUCCUCGAGAUGGUCUGUCCACGAUGGGUUGUGUGUGCGACGAGUCUAGCCGUGAUAGCGUCAUUGCUGCAUUGUAGCGUCGCUGACGAUCCGUGUACCAAGCGCGGAACCGUGCCUCAUCCGACCGACUGUAGCAAGUAUCUGGAAUGUGUGAAUGACAGCCUCAUACUGCUGACGUGCGAAGACCAAUUUUACAACGCUAGUACCGGCACAUGCACGAGUGAAGCACCGGUAAGCUGCAAUCAACGCAGAACGGAAAGUAUUGCCACCGACGGUAAUUCAUACAUCGGACGUGCCGUAGUGGAUCUCUGCUCGACGUACAAACCGGGUUUCAAACUGCCCCAUCCGGAAAACUGCGGGCUCUUCUACCAAUGCACACAGAGCGGGGCCGCACUGUUCGCUUGUCCGUCCAACCUACUGUUCCACGCUCAGAUGAAAGUUUGCGUGUGGCCACAGCAAGCGGAAUGUGUCCCUGGUGCCAUUCUGCCACCGACGACAACAACGGUGCAGACCGGCACGGAUGACAACGUAAUUAUUCCGGAUGAAUUCUGUGAACCUGGGUGUUUCCUUGAUCUACGGUGCCCGGUCGACUGUGAUCCGAUCAUCCCGCCGAAGGUUUUCCCACAUCCAAGUCGAUGCGAUGCUUACUUUACCUGCAACUCGCACGGCUAUUCGUGUGCCACCGAGUGUCCGAUCGGAACGUGGUUCAGCAGCUUUUUCCAGCGUUGCGUCACUCCGGAUCUGGCAGAAUGCACGCCAGUUGUACCGCCCAUUUGUAAAACACCAGACUGUGUGCCACAUCCGGACUGUCCGAUUCCUGACACGGAUCCGCCGACGAAACUGCCCCAUCCGGAUCGCAGUGAUUGGUAUUACGUUUGUCGUGAUGGAUCUGCCUGUCAAAUGGCUUGUCCGCCUGGCCUAGAUUGGAAUCUUAUCACAAGAGAGUGCGAAAUUCCCUCGGAUCCAGAAACUCCAGAGCCCCCGACCACUACAGAAGAACCGAUUACUACGACCACUACGGAAGAACCGAUUACUACGACCACUACGGAAGAACCGAUUACUACGACCACUACGGAAGAGCCGAUUACUACGACCACAACGGAAGAGCCGAUUACUACGACCACUACGGAAGAGCCGAUUACUACGACCACUACGGAAGAACCGAUUACUACGACCACAACGGAAGAGCCGAUUACUACGACCACAACAGAAGAGCCGAUUACUACAACGACUACCGAAAUUACUACCACUCCGGGAGUGGAUUGUCCAACAUGUCCGCCUUCGAACUGCUUCCCGGACAACCGGUGCCCCAAGUGCGAAAAGUGCAAUCCUACCUACUUCCCGCAUGAAGACUGCGACAAGUUCUACAAGUGCAGCUAUGGGCUGCUCUGUGAAAUGAAAUGUCCGCCCGGUCUUCACUUCAAUGCGCGCGAGAACGUAUGCGACUGGCCGACACAGGCAGGAUGCGAAUAUCCACCAAUCAUCGAAGACCCACCAGAGAAUGUGGCCUGCCAUCCGAACGCACAAUGUCCACCGGGCAACAGUGUCGAGGUGUUCCUACCGCAUCCGUACAGCUGCACACAGUUCUACAAAUGUAGCUGGGGUAACGCGUGUCUGAAGGAGUGUCCGGAUGGAUUGCACUGGAGCAGGACGAAGAUGCGCUGCGAGUGGCCAUUCAUUGCCGGCUGCGACCCCAACAUACCACCGAACGAUCCAAACUGCCCAACGUGCCCAUGUGUUCCCUGCCGAUCGAACCGUAACGCUUGCCAUCCGUCACAGCGCUGCCCGCCGGCUGGUAUGCGGACUUUCUCGAUCAGCUUCAGCCACGAGCUGUACUGUAACCGAUUCUACGAGUGUCUCUCUGGGCAGGCCUGUAUCCUCGAGUGCCCACAUGGUCUCGAGUACAGCGGCGGUGUGGGGCGAUGCGAUGUGCCUAGCAAAGCCCAAUGCAGCCGUUGGUGGAAGUAA